AUGGAGUGGAGAGCACGUAUCGAUUUCUAUCUCACGAACCCUGAGGAAUCCCAUAUCGGCUGGCGACUGCAUCAAAUCUUGAUGUUGGUUCUUUUCCUCAAUGUCGGAGUCAUGGCAAGCGAAACACUAGACGGGCCGCGAUUCGGAAGCUCUGACCCUGAUUUCUCUUAUAUGCUAAGUGAGAGCUCCUACGAUGCCAUCGAGACAUUGUUUUCGCUGCUUUAUAUCGUCGAGUUUCUCGUACGUUGGUCCACUGCGUCAAAACAAGAUCAGUUCUGGAAGUCAAUAAUCACUUGGAUACGUCUCCUGGCCGCAGUAGCAUCUCUACCAAAGCUGGCGGCGCUAGUGGUGGGAGCUGACACUCGCCAAGCGGAGGUAAUCAUUUACAACUUACGUAUCCUACGCGCGGUUCGACUGAUCAUCGCAGCGUACGCUUUCGUUGGAACGAAAGUUCUCUUCCGUGCAGUAUCAGACGCCAUUCCCCCGCUAACAAUUACGCUUUUUUUUUUAAUCACGGUAGUGAUGGUGUUCGCGACUGCAAUUUUCUACGCUGAGCCAUGCUACGACUUGCAAACUUGCACCUUCACCGACAUCUUCAAUACCGGAUACUUCGUCAUGCUCACGGUUGCCACCGUGGGCUACGGCAGCCAAGUGCCAUCGAUGCACAAUGCCGGCUCCCUGUUACUAGUCUGUAUGGUGAUGAUUUUCGGCACAAUUUACUUCUCCAUGCCUCUGGCUAUUGUUGGUAUCAAAUAUGAAUUGGCCUGGACGGAUUACGACGAGUACGCGAAGAGCCUGAAGCAGGGCCAGAGUGCACCGAUUACACCUCGACGCAGGAGAUCUUCUUCGGCGCUGUCCAUUCAAACUCCACGACGGCAAAUUGUUAACGCGAUUGCUGGAACAAACAACGAACCGGACGAUACACUACAGAAGAUUGACGCCCACGUCAUCAAAUACGCGAGUUCUGUUACGUGCGAUCGGUUCUACAAGCUAUCGCAAGGGAUACUAGAUGCCAGUUUUACUCUUCAAAGCAUAAUUACUCCCCCUGAUAACGGGUCUAACCCUCCGAUGACACUGGAAGCUGUGAUUCAGUCCACAAAAAGACGUAGCGAUGAAGCAUCGCAAGCUUUAGAUGGCGUCAUGGCAAUAAUCAAACUGCACUCACGAGUGUGUGCAGAAGCCCACGAACUAGCGCGGAUCGUCAAUAAAAUGCGAAUGCUUUCGGUGGUGCUCAGUAUUGCCAUGUUCUACUUACAAACAACACCAGAGCUGCAGAAAACAGGACUUCAGACGUUUCUCUGUCUUCGAAAUGUCCACGAUUACUGUGCGAGAUACGAUCAACCCGGUUGCUACGUCUUCAGAGAAGUCCCGUCGUCAGGGUCUGGGAUUGCUGUCCAAGUUACAGAGCAGCACCUCGACCUCGACUGCUCCAUUGGUGACCCCGAUGAGACGUGCUAUGGGUCGGGUGUAAACUUUGCGUCGGAUACGUUCCCCCUUUCGUGCAGUGACGUCUUCCCUUCGAGCUCUGGUAUCGAGCAUGUGUGCAGGAAUCGUCUGUGUAACCCUCCGGUGCAAUUUCUAUUCGACAUGGAACCGCUCUGGAUCUACUUUGAGUUCCUGUUCGGGUUGUUGUUUACGCUGGAGAUUAUACUGCAGGUGUACUCGCAUCCUGUACGUCGACAUCUCUGGGGAGAUCUGAGGUUUAUUUCGAACAUUCUCGUUCUUCUCCCGUUCUACGUUGAGAUCGUGGAGUUACUGAUCGGAGAGUGGCCGACGUACUCGGUUGUACCAGCUAUGCCGUCAUUCUUCACCGCCGUUCGCUUCCUUAAAAGCUUACGUAUCCUCAAACUAGGAACCCACAUUCCAGGGGCUCGAGUGCUGAUCAGGACGGCUCAACUAGUCACAGAGAGACUGGCAAUUCCGCUAUUCUUCUUGUUUUUAGGUUGUGUAGUCUCUGCAGCUGUGUUUUUCGAGAUGGAGCGUGGUACCGAGUGUUUCGUCGGCACCACUUGCAUGUGGUGGCACAAAAACGUUCUAACACCCGAGAUGUCAGAAGGUUUGCCGACCGGUAAAAGAAUACUCGUCCAGAACACUCUACUCUCCAUUAUCACGGACAUGGUGCGAUCGACUUGGUUCUCGCUCGUGAGCUUCACGACGGUCGGCUACGGGGAUUUGCAUCCCCGAACUUCUCUCGGAAAAUUGAUCGACAUCGUUGGGAUGAUCUUCAGCUCUUCUACAUCUGCUACGAGCUCCACGCUCAAGAAGAGAGGAUGA
This is a messenger RNA of Phytophthora infestans T30-4, 2274 nucleotides long. RefSeq names its product Voltage-gated Ion Channel (VIC) Superfamily. Lineage: Eukaryota; Oomycota; Peronosporomycetes; Peronosporales; Peronosporaceae. Gene Ontology annotation, cellular component: membrane. Gene Ontology annotation, molecular function: voltage-gated potassium channel activity. Gene Ontology annotation, biological process: potassium ion transmembrane transport. The coding region runs from base 1 to 2274 and encodes 757 amino acids. The transcript is spliced from 6 exons. The record is from RefSeq and is a predicted model, not a curated record.